AUGAGCCCGCUGUCGGUGUCCCCUUGUAUUACUGGUCUCUUUCUAUUGUCUCUGAAGGUGGGCGUGGCUAGGGCCCUUUCCUCCUACCAGUGGACCUAUUACCUCUUGCCAGUGGAACUUUCUUUACGGUUGCCAAUCACCCAAGUUCCUUUUGUUGCCGGAGAGUUUAUCACUUCCACUGGGUGGUCCAUUUAUCUCACUGGUAGGAGCCCCUUAUCCCACUGGCGGGCCUGUUGCUUCCUGUUGCUUAUACCGACAAUAAAAUUACUUUUGGUGGGAGACAAAACGGUUCCGUUUCUGCCGCAAAAUUUCCCGCUAUUACGCGACUUAUGUUCGCCAGAUCGAAAGCCCAUUUGGCUUCCAACACAGGCCCAAGGUCAAAGUCAAGGUCAAAAAUCAAAAUCAAGACGCAUAGUCAAGGUCAAGGUCAAAAAUCAAAAUCGAGACGCAGAGUCAAAGUCAAGAUCAAAAAUCAAAAUCAAAAUCGAGACGCAGAGUCAAAGUCAAGAUCAAAAAUCAAAAUCAAAAUCCACGGUUAAAGUCAAGGUCAAAAAUCAAAAUCAAGACGCACGUUUAAGGUCAAGAAUUAUCUCUGAAUAUCAAGUCAAAUCUCAAGUCAAAUCUCAAGUACAAUACCAAAAUCACUCAAAUGGUCAAGUCAAGUUCCAAGUCAAGUUUCAAGUCAAUGCUCAAGUCAUUUAUCAAGUCAUUUCUCAAGUCAUUUCUCAAGUCAUUUCUCAAGCCAAGGUCCAAGUCAAGGUUCAAGUCCAAGUCCAGGCCCAUGUUCUAGCCCAUGUUCUAGCACAAGCACAUACACAAUCACGAAAAAGUCCGUUCUCAAUUUUUAUCCAAAUCAAAAAUCCGGGUCAUGCCCUCCAAAUUUCAAUGUCAAGUUCAUUUCCAAGAAGGGUUUCAACCCAAGUUCCGAAUCAAGAAAAAGGAGAUCAUCUUACCCAAAGCCAAAGCCAAAACUCUGGUUUCAUCUUCAAAGCACAGCUAUUGUCACGUUCAAAAUAA
Messenger RNA from Phycomyces blakesleeanus NRRL 1555(-), 1017 nucleotides. RefSeq lists its product as hypothetical. NCBI's taxonomy places the organism in Eukaryota, Fungi, Mucoromycota, Mucoromycetes, Mucorales, Phycomycetaceae. The record is from RefSeq and is a predicted model, not a curated record. The transcript has 3 exons. The coding region runs from base 1 to 1017 and encodes 338 amino acids.